GGCAGUCAGCGCAUGCUGCCUACCCUGUACUAUUUCACCAAGUUUAUGGGCUUGGUUUAAAAUAAUGUACCUGCGGGCCAGGUUAGGGGAGUGGCGUGUGUAAAUGUAGGGCAGGAUGUUGAGGGUGUCAGGCGUGCAAGAGCGUGUCCCAAUCGUCGUUUAAACUCAACUCGACGGUGCCACAUAUUUACCUUUUCCCAUUUAUCGACAUCAUCAUUUAAACGGGAAAGAUGAAUUCAAGUAAGGCCGGGGUGGCUUCGAGGAUCCUGGGCAAAGGUCCUGAAUACCUUCGCAAACAAAUCGACCGAGAAGUAGAAAGCAAAGGGCGCCCGAGUGCCGCGGAAAGGCUGGCUGCCAGCAAACAGCAGUACGUAAAGAGUCCGCAGCUGAUCGCCUCGGAGGAGCCGGCGCCGCUGCUCAAGUUCAGUUCGGCCUCUGCGAGCAGCAGCGACUCCUCAAACAGCAGCUCAAGUCCGAGCGCAGAUGACAAGUUGCGGAUUCCCGCACGGCAGAUCGGCGAAGGUGCGAGAAAGGAAGCCGCCGCCAUCGUACGGCCGGGCAGCUCCAAGAGGCAGCGACCGGAUUCUCUCCUGGUGCACCGGCAGAGGUGCGAGAACGUAAAAGGGUCGCGAACUGAGAACGCCAAGGGGACCUUCGUGCGACGGCUGUUUCCUGGCUCACAAAAGGACAAGAUAAGCGUGUGUCCCGGGCCAGCUGUGAAGGAAUCCGACCCAGGAAAAGUGAGCAAAACUGUGCAGAAUGAAAAGCUUGAGAUCAAGGCUAGACUGCGGGUCCCCGACGACCAUGCACAUGUUACACCCCAGGGGGCUAAGCCCAGGAAUACUGUCCUCCGAUCGCAUUCGGACAUAAGCUCCAGGUAUUCGAGAAACUUCUCCGAGUUUGAGACAUUCUUCAAGUACUGCGGACUGAACGGCGACGUUAUCGAGACCCUGGGGAAGGAAAACUUCUCUGUGCCUUCGGAUGAGCAGAGCGAUCACACCAGGAGCGGCAGCGAGUCUCCAACGGACGACGGCUUUUCGUGCAAAAGCGACGAGAGCGACGGACUCUUAGAGGAGGAACUCGCUGAAAAAAGUCGCCAAAAUACGUCCAUAGUCGAGCGCAAUGCCCGAAUCAUUAAAUGGUUGUACAGCUGCAGAAAUGCCAAUGAAUCGGGAAAAGUAUUACGAGACCUUGAGUAAAUUUUCUUUAAUGUAUUUUACUUAGAGUUAAAAACCACAGUAGGCCUAAUAUUUGCGCUUAUGGGUACUGUUUUUAUCUCAUCACCAUAUGGCAGGCGAAUUGUAAAAACAAAUCCAUUCAUCUGGGUUUACGCUGAAACACCUCCGUAGCGGAUCAUCCCGACACUUGUCCCGGAGUAAAGUGUCCAUGCAUAAGCGGCCUAAAUCACUGUAAUUUUCGUUUUACCGGCCACUCCACUGUGAAAUUAGGUAUCAGAAGGUGUUCAGCGUCAUAAUUAAAAAAAAAAAAAAAACAGUCCCCCAAGCUAACAGUUUGUAGGCCUAAAAAAUCAGCAUAAACUUUGUAAUUGGCCUGAUGCCGUACUGAUUGGCCUUGUGAUAAGUUUUGGUAUUUACUUUUGUAUUUCCGGAGUAUAGAUUAUUAAUUCCGUUUUUAAAAAAAAUAUGUAUGUAAUGCAGUCUAGCGUGAUAUUGAAACUCUACAGAAUUUUCUGUUGCGCACGCUCUUUUAACUAAAUUACAAGACAGUCUACACUCAAAAUUAAGGUUUUAAGAAAUUGUCUUUAGAAUUAUAUAUCUAAUUAAAUAAUCCAAUUAAAAGAUAUAGCAUUUAAAUUAUCAUUGCACUCCAUCAUGUUACUACAAUAUCAAACAUGAAUAAUACAUUUGCCUUCGUAGGAAAUGUUUCAUUCAUUUCAAUUGUAAACGUCUGCGGUGCAAUUCAAAAUGAAUACAAACGGGUUAACAUGAAACAUGCCCCAUGCCAGGUUUGUUAUUGACAUCACUUGGUGAAUAAAGUGUGAUUCACUACCUGCGUUUGAAAAACAAAACAAAAAAAACUAUAAUCUAUUUAUCAUACGUGAAAUUACGCCGUAUUAAAUUCAAAAAUACAUUCCUAUGGCUGGUUUGUAGAUCCGGAUUUUUUUAUCCACGCAGCCGAGUUUUGUUCCGUCCUGCCCGGCUCAGGCCUAUUUUGGCACGGAAGUGCAUGAGAUGUUGAAACACGAACGAAGUUUAAGUUACUCUGCUUGAAUAGUAAUUAGGCAUGUAUGUCGUCAUAUGCAACCCAUGGAAGUAGCGCGUGUCUGAAGAUAGCAGAAAUCCCACCUCUCCCGGAAUCUCCGGGAGUCUCUCGCCAUUCACUUCAGACUCCAGCCAGUAAUGUGAAGUGUUGCGGAAAUCUGUCCGCAUAGAAUCUAAAACGAUCUAAAGUCACUUCGCAGUUCAGCAAAGGAACAGACGAGAAAGUGGAUAUAAAGAACAACGUGUGUGAUAGGAAUCACCUUACAACUUAACGUUUGUAAGACGAGGAAGCUGGUAGUGGACAUCAGAGGAUCACGGUCUCGGGAUACCAGAGGAGUUUCUAGCUAUUGAGAACAUCAGGGGCUAAGUCAAUUAAGUUUACCUGGGGCUUGACUUUUUUUGAGGGAAGAUUGGCACCAGGGCUGAAAUACUCGGGGCUAUAGCCCUGAGUGAUCGGACCUAACAAUGCCGGAUACGUACAUGUAUAAAUACAUGGGUGUCCACCUUGUAAGCAAACUAGACUGCUCUAUGAACUGCACCGCCCUCUAUAAUUAGGGUCAGAGCUGGCAGUACUUCUACGGUGGCUCGGCUCCUUUAGAGUGUGAAAUACGAUGCUUCGGGUUUUCUGUGUCAGCCAGUAGCGCCUUGUGUGCUGUUGUGUGCCGUGGCAGCAAUGUGAGGAUGGAGGAUGCCAACAGACUAAAGCUGAUCGGGAACGCUGGGCCGGUGCUAUGGUAGGAAAGGGAAACUAUCGACACUGCUGCGGAGAGGAGGACGCUGUCCGUCUCCUGUCGAUCAUGGACUAUGCCGCUCUCGUGAUUGGGCAUAAGAGCAUUUUCAGCCGCAGACAGAUCGAUACAAAAUGCACCACUGAACGUCUGAGGAAAUCAUUCCUUCCGAUGGUCAUCAGAUUGUACAAUCGGUAAAUUAAUCAGGACAUGUGAAAUAAUAUGUACAAUAAUGCAUAUUUUUCCAGUAACUAUCUUUCUAGUGCAAUAUUUACCGUACUUAUUUGUUUUUUUAUAAUCUCUAUAUGUCAUUUUUCUUAAUUGUUAUACAGAGAUUGUUGUUUGUGGUACUGUGCACUUUUUUUGUCUGUGUAAUGUGCAGUCUCGAAUAAUUUCCUUUGGAUUAAUA
Molecule: messenger RNA, 3359 nt
Organism: Paramormyrops kingsleyae
Lineage: Eukaryota; Metazoa; Chordata; Actinopteri; Osteoglossiformes; Mormyridae
Gene: fam110c
Product: family with sequence similarity 110 member C
Source: RefSeq, a predicted model, not a curated record